AUGCAGUCCGACAGCCAUGCUUCAGAAGAAAACCAUGGACAGAUCCCAAAGACAAAUAGCAGUUCUGAACCCACGGUCGAGAGUGGCCUUCGGGAGAUAAUCCUCAUUGAUGAGUUACCCCGAGAAACCUGGUCCAUGGCAACUACAAUCCGCCCGAAUGGCGAUCUACUUCUCCCCCGCCUCAACGGCCCAGAACUGUGCAGCACUCAACAUCCCAAGACUCUGAGCAAUCCCUCUCCCAGCUCAGAACCAAAGUUCAUCCACUGCUUCCCUGAUACCACCUCAGUCUUCAACAUCUGCCGGUUAAAAAACACCGGACGUGAGGAAUAUGCCGUUCUCACGGCGAUUGUCGACCUAGAGACGCCGGAAGUAUACAACACGGCGGUUUGGCGAGUAGUUCCUUCCGCUGAAGAUGCCAGUGAGGAAAUCCAGCCCCAGGUCACGAAGAUCGCCGACAUGCCAGAGGCCCAAUUAUGCAUCGGGAUGACCUCUGUAUCAGAUCGCACACUUCUAGUUGCCGACUCUGGUUUAGGCUGCAUUUACUGCGUCGAUGUGGAAACAGGAACGGUGUCCAUCUUUCACGAAGAUGAGUCGAUGCGACCCGCGACUAGGAGAGAUGCCCUUGGUAUUAGCCGCAUAAGGGUCCUUGGAAACGAUUUGUUCUACACAAACACAAGCAGAGGGACGUUUUGCCGCCUGCCUGUCCGGUGGGCUGAGGACGGCCAAGAUCUGCAGCCCGCUGGCGCAUGUCAGAUUGUGGCAAGGGGCCUCUCAAAUGCCGACGGCAUGGCAAUCACUCGAGACGGUGCCACUGCCUACAUCGGUAGUUAUAUCAGUGGGACACUCUGGAAGGUGGAAAUAGACAGCGAAACAGGAAGUGGCAUCGUCCAUAUCCUUCGAGAGCGGAUAUCAGACCCCACGGGCAUGGAACUGGUAUAUGACGAACAGAACCAGGAACCCACACUCUUCGUGGUAUGUUGCGGCUGUUUGGGACAAGAAUGGCGAGACAAGGUCGGCAGCAAGUGGCUUAAUAUGCUCCAUGUGGACAGAUCUAUCAAGGUGACGGUGGAGAUCUUUAUCACGUACGAGCCUAACCCUGACUAUAUACGUGCAGGGUGCGAUAACUAG
Molecule: messenger RNA, 1128 nt
Organism: Clonostachys byssicola
Lineage: Eukaryota; Fungi; Ascomycota; Sordariomycetes; Hypocreales; Bionectriaceae
Source: the annotation of a GenBank genome assembly